This is a messenger RNA of Didymodactylos carnosus, 3222 nucleotides long. The record is from the annotation of a GenBank genome assembly. Lineage: Eukaryota; Metazoa; Rotifera; Eurotatoria; Philodinida; Philodinidae.
AUGGCACGACGAACGACUUCAAGUAAUUCUGUUGAGAAUGAAAUUGAUAAGGAACAACAGCAGCAGCAGCAGGAUCAACAGCAACAACAAGAAGUUGAAGAGAUUGAUAAGAGUAUAAAAGAAUUAGAAGAUCAAAAGGUUCGUGUGGCAGAAGAAUUGAAACGUUUUGAAGUUGAAAAGAAAACGCUUGAAGAAGAUGAAAAACGUAAUUCAGCUCGUUUAAAAGAAUUACAGGAAUUAGUACAACGUGAAAAAGUGGAGCUCGCGAAAUUAGAUCAUGAAUUAGAUGAACUUCAGAAGCAACGUCAAGUUCUCGAUGAUGAACUCAACAAACAGCAGGAACUGCUUGAGACAAAUGAAAAUCGUCUUGAACAAGCAUUGGAAAAGCUGGAAGAAUUGAAAGAACAACUACAGAAAUUUACAGAUGAAAAAACUCAGUUAGAAGAACAGAAAGAAGUAUUUAUACUUGAAAAACAGGAAUUAGAUCAGAAGAUAAAUGAAAUCCAACGGCAAAUUCAGCAGCUUGAACAGGAAGUACAGCAGACACAACAACGUAUUAAACAGAUCGAGAAUGAAAUUCAACAUAUUGAAGACGAACUGGAAGAUAUUCAAGAAGAAAUUCAACAGAAUGAACGUGAUUUAAAGAAGAUUCAAGAAAAACUUGAAGCUCUAACCCAAAAGAUUUUACAACUUGAACGCGACUGUGGUCGUCUCGAUGAGGAAGUAAAGAGAAUCGAAAAACUGAUGCAACAAAUAACAGACGUGAUUGAAAUGAAACGAAAUAAUAAAGAAGAGUAUGAACGAUACAAGCAGGAAUUACAAGAGGAACUGCGUGACGUAAAACAACGGCAAGCUGCAGUUGCAGGUGAAAUACGGAAUUUAAAUCAAGAAGUUCAACAGUUAGAACGCAGUAUGCAACCGUUGCAGCAACAAUUACAACAGCUAUCUAACACGUUGAAUCAAUAUCAACAGCAGGCAAGAAAAUUAUAUGAAGCAAAAGAACAGUGGAAACAAAAAACAGACAUAAAAAAGCAGGAAAGUAUUCAGCUGAAGCAACAAGAAACUAAAACUAAUCAACAAUUGGAAACAAAACAACAGGACUAUGCUAAAUCACAACAGGCUAAAGAGACGCUAGAACAGCAAAUCACUCAGUCUGAAAAUGAUCUGAACUCGACUAAACGUGAGCUAACUCGUGUUGAAACUGAACGAAAUAAUUGUGGUGAAAAACUGAAACAAGAUAAACAGAAACUUCAAGAGGACGAAAAACAUUUAGGAGAUGCCGAGAGAAGUCAAAAAAAAGCUGAGUCAGAACUGAGAAAACAGGAACAGAAAACGAAAACAGCUGAACAGGAACUCGUAAAAUGCCAACAGAAAGAAAAGGCGGCUCAACUAGCACGACAAUCAGCGUUGGAAGCCGAACAACGAUCUCAGCAAAAUGUAGAAUUAGCUCAGAUAUUAUUUGAACAAGCACAGAAUGCACUGACUCUAGCUAUAGCAAUGGCAACAAAUCCUCUACUAAUAGCAGUUUUGGUUGCUGCAAAAAUGCUUGUUAAAACAUGCCAAGAUCAAUUGACACAGAAUAAAAAUGAAUUAGCACAACGUCAACAGGUACAUCAGAAACGUACUCGUGAUUACGCAGCAGCAGAACAAAAUACAGCGAAAGCACAGGAAACGUUGAAAACUGAAAAAGCGAAUUUAACUACGAGACAACACGAAGCUCAGACUGCGAAACAAGUUGCAGAAUCGGCAAAACAAAGAGUAAAGGAACAGAAAACUCUCGUAGCGAACACCGAUAAAGGAUAUACGGAUCUUCGAAGUCAACAUCAACAAGUUAAAGGAGAAGUGUCCACUAAAGAUCAGCAAGUACAGCAGAGGAAAACACAUCUAAAAACUCAUGUACAACAGAUGAACAUUAUUAAGAGAGAUGCCGACAGUUUGAAGAAGAAACACGCGGAACUAAGUCAAAAAGGGAAGCAAGCCGAUACCGAAGCUAAAAGUAAUGAACAACAGUGUCAAGCAAAACUACAAGAACUUAAUUCAAAAAAUGCCGAAAUUCAAAAAGUUCAGCAGGAACAGGAGCGUUUCAAAGGUGAAAUACAACAGAAACGAAGUCAAAUUGCCGGCGUACAAAAUCAAAUAACAUCCAAGCAAAAGGAAGAAGAGAAUGUCAAAGGAAAAGUCUUGAAUGCCGAAAAGUCCUUACUCAUGAUUAGUAAAUCUAUUACUGAACUGCAAGCGGAAUUGCGUGAACAGAAAAAUCUACAGGAUACAGCAGCAAAAGAAAAAAGCAAAUUUGAAAGUGAGUUACAGUCUACGAAAACCAAAACCGAGAAUUUAGAACGCGAAGAGGAACGUAAUGAAGUUGAACGACGAAAAUUGGAAAAGGACUUGAAUAAGAAACAUAAAUUCUUAGUAGAAAAACAAAAAGAAAACAACCAAUUGAAAUAUGAUGUAGAUCAACGAAAGGACGAUAUUAGUAGAAAAAAGUCCAAUUUACAAGCACAUGAACAAACAAAAGCUAUACUUGCUGGUUCUUUAGAAGAAAAUAAACGAAAAACUAAAACAGCCGAAAGUAAAAUUAAGGAUUUGAAUAAGAAUAUCGACAAACAAGAUGAAUUGAAACAGAAGGCCGAACACCUUUUUAAGGAUUCCGAGAGAGAAGUACGAAAUAAAGAAGCAGAAAUUAAUAAGUUGGACAAUCGUACGAGAGAUGUACAGAAACAGCUUGAUUCAGUGAAUGCUAAACAUUCAACUGCUCAGAACGAUCUAAACUCAGUACAGAAUUCAAAGAUUGUUAUUGAUCAUCGAAAAGCCGAUGUUGAACGUAAUCUAAAUGAUCAAAAAUCUGCUAUGACACGUAUUGCUCACGAUGUAGCUGUUAAACAAAAUGUAUUACGAGCUUACAAGACACAACAGCAGAACGCAGAGAAUAUAGAUGAAGAGAGUAAUGAAGAAUCAGAAGAGGAAGAAGAAGAGAGAAAAUCCAGACGAACUCGACAAAAUGAGAAGAAACAUCAUCGUCGACAGAAUCAGGUGAGUUCUCACUCAACAUCUGCGACUGUUCGCCGUAUUAUAGCAUAUACAAAUAAAGGAAAUCCUUCAACUAUUGCACUAACGGCUGCAAGAGCCAUAUCAGUGCUAAAGAGUAAAAUUACCGUGAGGAAACUUACAGCAUUAAUCUGGGUUCCUGUGCUAGAAGCAAAGUUCUGUUGGACAGAUUAG